Messenger RNA from Orbilia oligospora ATCC 24927, 618 nucleotides. RefSeq lists its product as uncharacterized. The record is from RefSeq and is a predicted model, not a curated record. Gene Ontology annotation, biological process: cytoplasmic translation. The transcript is spliced from 4 exons. Gene Ontology annotation, molecular function: structural constituent of ribosome. Gene Ontology annotation, cellular component: ribosome; cytosolic large ribosomal subunit. Lineage: Eukaryota; Fungi; Ascomycota; Orbiliomycetes; Orbiliales; Orbiliaceae. Bases 1 to 618 code for a protein of 205 amino acids.
AUGGUCAGUCUUGCUGCUGCUCUCGAUAUGCUCGAUGCUGGAAUCUUGUCGACUGGCGUCCGCUACGCCGCCGUUCCCCAAAACCCCACCAAGUCCGCCAAGUCGCGCGGUUCUUACCUCCGUGUCUCUUUCAAGAACACUCGUGAGACUGCUCAGGCUGUCAAUGGCAUGAAGCUCGCUCGUGCCCUUGUCUACCUUGAGAACGUCAGGGAGAAGAAGGAGUGUAUCCCAAUGAGAAGAUUCAACGGCAGCACUGGUCGAACCGCUCAAGCCAAGCAGUUCGGUGCCCCUCUCGGUCGCUGGCCAGAGAAGUCUGCCGAGUUCCUUCUCGGUCUCCUCAAGAACGCUGAGGCCAAUGCCGAAUCGAAAGGUCUUGACGGCGAGAAGCUCGUCAUCUCCCACAUUCAGGUCAACCAGGCCCCCAAGCAGCGCAGAAGGACAUACAGAGCCCACGGAAGAAUCAAUCCAUACAUGUCCAACCCUUGCCACAUCGAAGUUGUCGUUUCCGAGGAAGAUGAGUCCGUCGAGAAGACAAAGGAACAGGCCAUCGUCAGACUUAACACCAGACAGCGCGGCAGAUUAACCAACAUCAAGCGACACGAGAUCACCUCGUCGUAA